AUGAUCCCCAGAAGACUAGUCCCCGUGCUCCAGAAAUGCCAAAGACAACUGGGGUCACGGAAUAUACAUUCAACACCUCGAUGCAAUGCCGCCUACUCUCCAACCGUCCGUAAAAUUCGCAAUGGCCAGAGUAAUCAACGAGCCGCCGCUGCGCCCAGGCAAAACCUCAGCGUGGACGAAGCACUACCACCAAUCACGAUGCUCAGUGUCGCCAAAAAGUCAGGUGUCAUUGAUAUAGAACCUGAGAAAGCUCUUGAAUUUCUCCGUGAAUACACUAAAGCCUCUGCAUCCUCAACUGGUGAUUGGGAGCAGAAAUUAUGUGCUGAACAUGGGGUUACACCUUUCGCCCUAUCCAUCCUAUCUGGAAUCCUCAGACGCUGCCGUGCACACCCGCAGAAGAUUUUAGCAAAACGACUCAUGCUCUCCGCCUCAAAACUCGGUGAAAAGUCCGCAACUUUUGAACUUGUCCUCUCAGCAAUCAAGGCCGAUGGUCUGCGUGGGAAUGAAGUACAAGCACCCCUCCAACGUCUAAAUCAGCUAGCAAAGACCGACAAUGAGCCACUGGCCAUGACGCUCCUGGGCAAAGUCCUCAUGGCUCAAGGAAGAGAAAGAGAAGCCCUUGAAUGGCUGCGUAAAGCCACUCAGCCUCCUACCGGGAACAUAGAUUUUGACGGCGCUGGAGCAGCGCUUGUUGAUGAAGGCCGGGCCCUUUUAAAACUUGAGAAACUUGUAGCGGCGAAUGCGGUGUUUAAACAAGCGGCUCUAGAGCUUGAUGAGCCGGAGGCUUAUCUUCAUCUCUCAAACUUCCAGGAGCCUGGCUCGCAAACUCAAACGGAGUAUUUGAUGAAAGCUGCAAGCUCGGGAGUUGUGGAAGCGUGGUAUAAACUUGGCGAGCAUGAAUUCCAAAAGAUUACGAAAAGUGAGCUGAAGCCGGAGAAGAUAGGCGAUUUUGGCAUGGCAAGGGAAUGGUUUCAGCUUGCUGCCGAUGGUGGCUCGGGUUCGGCUAUGUUGUAUAUGGCCCAGAUGUUGAGGGUUGUGGGAAUGGGCGAGGACGGGUUGCUCUGGGUGGAGAGAGCGUUGGAUGUGCCUGAUGUGGCAGACCUGGCGAGGGGAAUGAAGGAGCAGUGGGAGAGCAGGGAAUUUAAUUUGUAUGAUAUAAGUCAAGCACAGGGAUAA
Venustampulla echinocandica is the source of this 1176-nucleotide messenger RNA. RefSeq lists its product as uncharacterized. Gene Ontology annotation, molecular function: protein binding. Lineage: Eukaryota; Fungi; Ascomycota; Leotiomycetes; Helotiales; Pleuroascaceae. The transcript has 2 exons. The record is from RefSeq and is a predicted model, not a curated record. Bases 1 to 1176 code for a protein of 391 amino acids.